AUGAUUAACAUCAAAAAUGAAUAUAAUCGGAAGAAAGAGGACAUCGAGAGAGAAGAAUGCUUUGGGAGAGGCUAUGACCUUGAGAAUGGUAAGGUAUUUUGAAGUUUUUCGAUAAUUCAUAGCAGUCAUUUGGGCUUAGAUAUAAUUUUUUUGCAGAAAAGCAUGUCACACUUGAUGGAAUUGGCAAUGUUGAAGACAAAUCGAGCGGAAUGUUGCCGUUAAUUGAAGAAGUUGACGAAACAGAGGAUCAGGAAGAGAUCAUGGGGGAAAAGAAAAAAACUGUAGGUCGUAAUUAUAGAUUUUUUACGAAUUUUCGGAAAAUGGGUUAAGUGUUUCUCUCAGAGACUUUGCGCCCAAACUUAUCAAUAUUUAGGGUCUACGGUUUUCAAUUUUUUAAUCUGAUUUCCGCAGAAAUCCCGAUGUGUGAACGUAAACUUGGCCAUGGGUCAUUUGAUCACGGAAUAUGCAAAAAAGAUGAUUAAUGUGAUCGACGAAGUCAUGGAUUCCCAGCAGAUGUCUUCCUUCCCGGCUGUCAGAGACUACGCUUCAAAAGAGGUAAAAUACGCGUUUUUUUUAUACUUUAGCCACCAGAUGUCCCAGAGUAAUACAAUCAUUUUAGCUGAAGUUUUGGGGCGAUUUGAUGGAAGAAAAAUCAAUCUAUGGCAAAGAGUAAGCAUCGAUUAAAAAUUUAAUUAAUGUAUGACAUUUUGGUGUCAACAAUUCAAAUUUUAGUGGUUUGUUCCUCUGCAGACGAUGUAUCAAAGUUAUGCGACAAGGAGCUCGCCCUGGAAGUCAUUGUCAGCCCUGA
Messenger RNA from Bursaphelenchus xylophilus (pine wood nematode), 808 nucleotides. The record is from the annotation of a GenBank genome assembly. Lineage: Eukaryota; Metazoa; Nematoda; Chromadorea; Rhabditida; Aphelenchoididae.